CCCCAUCCCAUUUUCCUCUUCCUUUAUCUCAUUGUUGCCGUAGCUGUUUACGGCAGCGCUCCCUCUGCCCCAGCAUGGGGCGGGCUCCGGGCACUGCCAUUCGGCCGGCGCGGCUCCCGCGGCUGCCGGGGGAUUCUGCCUAAUUCCCCCUGCCCGGCCCGUGCAGUGAGGACCGGAGAGCGGUGGAGGCCCGGACUGCAGCAGCGGCGGGGCCACCUCCCAGCAUCCCCACCCUAGGAGGCUGCAUGCGGAUUGAAGAGCGGCGCCUGGGGGCUGGGCUGGCCCCGCUGAUCCCAACCUAGGGAGGCCAGCAGGACCGCCCAGGCUGCGGAGGGGCCCUGGGGAGCAGGAAGGACAGAGCAUCAAGAUGGCCAGUAAAACCAAGGCCAGCGAGGCCCUGAAGGUGGUGGCCCGGUGCCGCCCCCUCAGCCGGAAGGAGGAGGCUGCUGGUCACGAGCAGAUCCUGACCAUGGACGUGAAACUGGGCCAGGUGACCCUACGGAACCCCCGCGCUGCCCCAGGGGAACUGCCCAAGUCCUUCACCUUUGAUGCCGUGUAUGAUGCCAGCUCCAAGCAGGCAGACUUAUAUGAUGAAACCGUGAGGCCCCUGGUAGACUCGGUACUUCAGGGUUUCAAUGGCACGGUGUUUGCCUAUGGCCAGACGGGCACCGGCAAGACCUACACCAUGCAGGGGACCUGGGUGGAGCCCGAGCUGCGGGGGGUCAUCCCCAAUGCCUUUGAGCAUAUCUUCACCCACAUCUCUCGCUCCCAGAACCAGCAGUACCUGGUUCGGGCCUCCUACCUGGAGAUCUACCAGGAGGAGAUCCGGGACCUGCUCUCUAAAGAGCCUGGCAAGAGGCUAGAACUGAAGGAGAACCCGGAGACCGGUGUCUACAUCAAGGACCUCUCCUCCUUCGUCACCAAGAACGUCAAGGAGAUCGAGCACGUGAUGAACCUGGGGAACCAGACCCGGGCGGUGGGCAGCACACACAUGAAUGAGGUCAGCUCCCGCUCCCACGCCAUCUUCGUCAUCACUGUGGAGUGCAGCGAGCGGGGCUCAGAUGGCCAGGACCACAUCCGUGUGGGCAAGCUCAACCUGGUGGACCUGGCUGGCAGUGAGAGGCAGAACAAGACAGGCCCCAAUGCCGCCGGAGGGACGGCCACACAGUCCACGGGUAGCGGCAGCGGUGGAGGUGGGGGUAGUGGCAGCGGUGGUGGUGGUGGUGGUGGUGGUGGUGGUGGAGAGAGGCCUAAGGAAGCCUCCAAAAUCAACCUCUCGCUGUCUGCCCUGGGCAACGUGAUCGCUGCUCUGGCUGGCAACAGGAGCACCCACAUCCCCUACCGGGACUCCAAACUGACCCGGCUGCUCCAAGACUCUCUGGGGGGGAACGCCAAGACCAUCAUGGUGGCCACUCUGGGGCCGGCUUCUCACAGCUACGACGAGAGCCUCUCCACCCUGCGCUUUGCCAACAGGGCCAAGAACAUCAAGAACAAGCCCCGGGUGAACGAGGACCCCAAGGACACGCUGCUGCGGGAAUUCCAGGAGGAGAUCGCCCGCCUGAAGGCCCAGCUGGAGAAGAAGGGGAUGCUGGGAAAGCGGCUCCGGAGGAAGAGCAGCCGCAGGAAGAAGGCCGUGUCGGCCCCAGCUGGGUACCCCGAGGGGCCGGCGAUAGAGGCCUGGGUGGCCGAAGAGGAGGAUGACAACAACAACAACCACCGCCCACCCCAGCCCAUCCUGGAGUCAGCCUUGGAUAAGAACAUGGAGAAUUACCUGCAGGAGCAGAAGGAGCGCCUGGAGGAGGAGAAGGCGGCCAUCCAGGAUGACCGCAGCCUGGUGAGCGAGGAGAAGCAGAAGCUGCUGGAGGAAAAGGAGAAGAUGCUGGAAGACCUAAGGCGGGAGCAGCAGGCCACGGAGCUGCUCGCGGCCAAGUACAAGGCCAUGGAGAGCAAGCUGCUCAUCGGGGGCAGGAACAUCAUGGAUCAUACCAACGAGCAGCAGAAGAUGCUGGAACUAAAGAGGCAGGAGAUUGCGGAGCAGAAACGCCGUGAACGGGAAAUGCAGCAAGAGAUGUUGCUCCGCGACGAGGAGACCAUGGAGCUCCGGGGCACCUACACGUCCCUGCAGCAGGAGGUGGAGGUCAAAACCAAGAAGCUCAAGAAGCUCUACGCCAAGCUGCAGGCGGUGAAGGCAGAGAUCCAGGACCAGCACGACGAGUACAUCCGCGUUCGGCAGGACCUGGAGGAGGCGCAGAAUGAGCAGACCCGGGAGCUCAAGCUCAAGUACCUGAUCAUCGAGAACUUCAUACCCCCUGAGGAGAAGAACAAGAUCAUGAACCGGCUCUUCCUGGACUGUGAGGAGGAACAGUGGAAGUUCCAGCCACUUGUGCCCGCCGGAGUCAACAACAGCCAAAUGAAGAAGCGUCCAACGUCCGCAGUGGGCUACAAGAGGCCCAUCAGCCAGUAUGCUCGGGUUGCUAUGGCAAUGGGGUCCCACCCCAGGUACAGGGCUGAAAACAUCAUGUUCCUGGAGUUGGAUGUGUCCCCUCCAGCCGUCUUUGAGAUGGAAUUCUCUCAUGACCAAGAACAAGAUCCCCGUGCGCUACACAUGGAGAGGCUCAUGCGCUUGGACAGCUUUCUGGAAAGACCUUCCACAUCUAAAGUUCGAAAGUCCAGGUCGUGGUGCCAGGCUCCUCAGCGGCCUCCAGCCUCUACCCCACACGCCUCACUGGCCUCCGCUGCUCUGCACCCCACAACAGUGCUAGACCAUGAGUGACAACCUUCCGUCAGGCUGCCCGGCCAAGAGCCUCCUGGGACGGGGAGCCAACCCUGGAUCGUCUCACCUGACACUCAGUGUGCGUGCGUGUGUGUGCAUGUGCGUGUGUGUGUGUGUGUGAGGGGGCAAGACCCUGGCAGACCGCGCGUCGGCCCACUCUUCUCAGCCUCCUUUAUUUAAUUAAUGUUAUUUAUUUGUGGAGUUCGGAUUUGGGGGAGAUGCCCUCGCCUGAGCCUGCCGUGGUCACUACAGAGCCUCCUUUCCUUCUGACUUUAGAACCCCCCACCCCCGUGUCAGACCUCAAGCUCCGCUCUAUCAGCUGCUCCCAGAAGGGAAGGUAGCCAGGGCCUGAGAAGAGCGCACUUUUUCUACCUGUCUCACUCCAUCAUCCAUCUCCUCCAGCUGACCGGGAGCAGUUCCUAAGCACUUUCUGGGACUAGAAAAACGCUCGAUGUCCACAAAGGACCAGAGAUGUCCCGACAGCGUUGGGCCUGUGCUCCCAGCGGACAGAGGCCUGCACUUCCCUCUCCGGACCUCAGAUAACCUCUUUUGGCCUCUUGGGCUCCUUUUCAAGGACUUACAUGACCUCACCGACACAGCCCAUGCUCUUCGGCUUCGGCAAGAACUCAUGGCUUACCCAGCUCUGCUUCCUGGCCACUGUCCCAACCUCUGGAUGGGAAUUGUGAACCGACCGGUGGAGGGCCCCCUUCAGGACCUGCAGAAAACAAAACCGUAAUGGAGACAACACGGACAGUCAUCAAAGGAAGUCCCGUCUCUGAGUCCCUUCGUUUCUGUCCCCUCGGAGAAAUAACUUGGGUCAACAAGUGAUCAAGCCAACUCCCCGUUUUUUGAGAUGCUGCUCCUUCCUGCUGUGGUCAUUUUCCUCUGCAGCUGCCUGGUGCCCAGUUCAGGGUGGCAGGAAUCAAUGUCGUUCUCCCUCUGGCUACACAAAGGUACCGGAAUCUGUUGCUUCCCCCUUCACGUAGCACAGGAGACAGAGACCCAGGCCCCAUCUGCCAGCUUUGCCAAUUAACGCCAGUUUCUGUAUCCCGUUUGUCAAGCACUGUUUUGUUGAAAACGGAUCCUUUCUUCAGCGUUGUGCAAAUUAGUCCCUAGGGAAAUGCUCCCCACUUCCUUUUGUGACAUCUGAAGAUGUUUCCAGUUAUCUCAAGUAGUAAGUAAGUUUUGACCAAAAAAAAAAAAAAAAAGAUAGAAAGAUUAAUUUUUAUUGAUUUACUUUGUAAGUGUAUAUUUUGGUAGAGGAAUAAAGAGGUAAUCAUGAAAGAAACAAGUGAUUUAAGAUCUCAAAAUGCCCUCAUAGUGGGAAUCUCUGGUUCCCAGAAAUAAAAGGAUUUUAGUCAUUGGGACAGAAGCAUGAAACUGACAGAGAUUCUUGAAUUUGGCGGGGCAGGGAUGGGGGCUGAUUACCUGGGUCUUCUCUUUUUCCAUCAGGAAGUGAACCCUUCCUGCACAGUUCAAGUUCUGCUCUAGGGACCAAGCUAUGGUUUGGUUUCCUUCACUGAUGCUGUCAUUUCUGCCGUAGUUACUGUACUAGAUGGUUGGACAACUCAAUUGCCAUUUGCUCCCGUCCUUCAGGGGAACACCAUUCUUCAUCAGAGCCCAAGAGAUUAUUUGAGACUCAGGAUUCGGAUCAGAGGUUUGACUGUGUCUGGGACAGGAAUUAUGUGUAGAAAUCCCCCAGGCGGCCUGGGCACCAAGGGACUUCAUGCCUACACUGAACAGCCUCUCCCGCUGACCUUUCCUAUUUGUGGAUGAAACAGCACGUGUCACCCCCAUUCAUCACUUGGACACAUCGACUCUGCGUCAUCUGGUCACUUGACCCUCACAGUCUUAGAGCACAAAAUAAGAGGGCUAGGCCCGAGGUGUGUCGAAGGAGGAGCUCCUGCCUGCGGCUUUGUGUACGUGUGUGUGCGUGUUCAUGUGUGUGUGUGUUUACCUCCGCUCUACACUUGGGGGACACUCGACACUCGGUGUAAGAUAUGCUGGGAACAGGACCACCGGGGUGGUUGGAUCUCAGUCUCUCUGUCUCUCUCCUUUCCCUUUUGAUGUAUCGAACAUUUGAUUGACAAAGUGAAGGCCUUGAUGAGGACCAUAUUUCUGUGUCUGUUGAUAUGGUCUUUAUUUAGGACAACAGUUAAUGCAGUGGCCCAUUCUUGUCACUCUAUACAUAUGACUAUACGGGACGUAUGUAAUAUAUAAAUAUAUAUAAAAAACAUUACCCUCUGUCUCCUUGGCUUCAGAUGAGGCCUCUCUGUUGAGCUGAAACGCACCUGCAGCUUGGUGCUGCCGGCAGCCUGCUGCCCAGCCCCGUCCAAAUUAACACAGUCGAUAAUAAAGGAAUGAGUAUCGUCCCAGAA
Messenger RNA from Neogale vison (American mink), 5151 nucleotides. It is a transcript of the gene KIF3C, whose product is annotated as kinesin family member 3C. The transcript has 8 exons. The coding region runs from base 368 to 2773 and encodes 801 amino acids. Gene Ontology annotation, molecular function: microtubule binding; ATP binding; plus-end-directed microtubule motor activity. Gene Ontology annotation, cellular component: spindle microtubule; nucleus. Gene Ontology annotation, biological process: microtubule-based movement; mitotic spindle assembly. The record is from RefSeq and is a predicted model, not a curated record. Lineage: Eukaryota; Metazoa; Chordata; Mammalia; Carnivora; Mustelidae.